UAACCAUAUAUCAAAAACCUAAAAAAACUUCAAGAAAACAAUUUUGGUUAUCUCUCAAUACUCUUUCACGUUCAUUUGAACACGUUUGAAGUAUUGGAGAUAGAUUUUUCAUUUUUGGAUACAAUCGUUCGCCUCAGGGCGUUAAAUAUUGCAUGGUUUUGCAUGGUUUAAGAGACUAGUCUUUUGAUCGAUCAGAGUCAACGUUGACGUUACGUUGGUUGAAGAUAUGGAGCCAGCAAAUCUUAAUAUUUUAAGAGGGAGUAAUAGUUUAAGGGGAAAUUUUAGGGCAAAUAGUAGUUCAAUAUUUUCACGUUCAGCUAGAGAUGAAGAUGAUGAAGAAGCUCUUAAAUGGGCUGCUUUAGAAAAAUUGCCAACUUUUGAUCGUCUGAGAAAAGGUUUAUUGUUUGGAUCAGAAGGUGAUUCUGCUGCUGAAGUUGAUAUAAAUGAUAUUGGACAUCAAGAAAGGAAAUCUUUACUUGAGAGGCUUGUUAAAGUUGCAGAUGAAGAUAACGAGAAGUUCUUGUUGAAACUCAAGAAUAGAAUUGACACAGUUGGCAUUGAUAUGCCAUCAAUAGAAGUAAGAUAUGAGAAUCUAACUAUUGAGGCAGAUGCAUAUGUAGGAAGCAGAGCUUUGCCUACUUUUAUCAACUUCAUUACCAACUUCUUUGAGACUGUUGAAUUCUCUUCACAUUCUACCAAGUAAAAAGAGACAAAUUACAAUACUCAAAGAUAUAAGUGGAAUGAUUAAGCCAUGCAGAUUAACUCUGCUUUUGGGACCUCCAAGCUCUGGAAAAACUACAUUUUUAUUAGCUUUGGCUGGAAAGCUUGAUCCUACUCUAAGGGUUAAUGGGAAGGUGACAUAUAAUGGACAUGAAUUACAUGAAUUUGUGCCACAAAGAACAGCUGUUUAUAUUAGCCAACAUGAUUUACAUAUUGGAGAAAUGACUGUAAGAGAAACUUUGGAAUUCUCUGCAAGAUGUCUAGGAGUUGGCUCUAGAUAUCAGAUGUUGGCUGAAUUAUCAAGAAGAGAGAAAGAAGCUAAUAUUAAACCAGAUCCUGAUCUUGGUAUCUACAUGAAGGCUGCAGCAACAGAAGGACAGGAAGCAAAGGUUUACACAGAUUAUGUUCUUAGGAUUUGGGCCAUCCGGAACCGGAUAUUCCUGAAAAGAGCAUUAUUACGGAUUGAUUUGAGCUUGGUUCGAGGUAAGUGUCUUGCCUAACCUUGUGUGGGGGAACUCCCCUUAAAAUUUGGUAUUGUUUUGAUAUGUGAGCACCGUGUAUGUGAAAUGAUGAGUAUGUACACGGGCUAAUUAUUGUCAAAACCCGAUUUUCAUAGAGUAAUAACAUGUUCUUCUUCUUAUUUGAGUUAUAUUAGCAUGUGUAGUACCCUGCUAGCUUGAAAUAGCAUGCCUACUUGCCUUAAUUGCUUAUCUGAACUAUGUGCAGCAUGUUUAGGGAAAUUUCCUGUUUUUCCUUGACUUGUACUUAGUCUAAACUAUAGAAUUUUGUGUUAUAGUUGUUGUUUCUACUAUUUGAUCUGCAUAGUUACCUUGGGACUACGGAACGGUAUUCCGAGAGAUCCCCCUAUACUACAUAUUUACUUUGGGACUACAAAACGGUA
This is a messenger RNA of Nicotiana tabacum (common tobacco), 1621 nucleotides long. The record is from RefSeq and is a predicted model, not a curated record. NCBI's taxonomy places the organism in Eukaryota, Viridiplantae, Streptophyta, Magnoliopsida, Solanales, Solanaceae.